Messenger RNA from Sporothrix brasiliensis 5110, 2610 nucleotides. RefSeq lists its product as uncharacterized. The coding region runs from base 1 to 2610 and encodes 869 amino acids. The transcript has 3 exons. NCBI's taxonomy places the organism in Eukaryota, Fungi, Ascomycota, Sordariomycetes, Ophiostomatales, Ophiostomataceae. The record is from RefSeq and is a predicted model, not a curated record.
AUGUCGGGCCAGCUGAACAAAUGGAAGGAGGAGCAGAUCCUCAUCAUCUGCCCCGGCAGCCACACGACGAUGGCCCAGCUUGGGUGCAAUGAGCUGACGCCGCCUGCCUUCCGCGUGCCGACGCGCAUGUUCCGCGACGAGGAGACGGGCGAGUGGCGGCCGUACCGCACGUUUAAGCGCAAGAAGCAGCAGCCGAAGCAGAAGCAGAAGCAGCUCGCGUUGACGGCAAACGGCGACAGCGGCGCCGACGGCAAGGAGGACGAGUGGGAGUAUGUGGAGGACCCCGAGUCGGACGAGGGUGCCGUGUACCCCAUGCAAGGCGGUUAUAUUAUCAACAUGGACGCCUUUCUGGCCUUCCUCGAGCAUGUCCACGGCCUGCUGACGACCACCUACCACAACACGCCCAUUGUGCUCAUGACCUCGUCGCAGUGGACCCGGCCCGACUGCGAGGCCAUUGCCCUCUACAUCUUUGAGAAGACGCGCACGCCCGCGCUCUGCAUGAUCAACAGCGCGCUCGCCACGCAGUACGGCCUCAAGUGGCCCCACAUGACCGUCAUCGACAUUGGCUACGAAAAGGUCGACGUCACCUGCAUCUACGACAGCCGCAUCGUCAACCACCUGGGCGUCGGCCCCACGGGCGAGCCGGGCGAUUCGGGCGACGACCGUGCCAUCUCGGGCGGUGAGGUCUUUACGCAGCGCCUCCGCGCGCUGCUGCGUGACAAGAACUUUACACAGGAGAUGGCCGAGCAGCUCAAGAAGAGCAACAUCUGCGAGGUGCUGCCGUACGCGCCCGAGUUUCCCAAGCUCAUGGAGUUGCCCGAGGACGACACGUCGGCCGCGACCGCCGCCGCUGCCCCCAGCGGCCCUGCGGCUGUCCUGUCUGCGGCAGCCGGAACCGACGACCCGCAGGCUGCCAGUGCUCCCACGACCGGCGCUGCCACUGGACCCGUAGCCGAUGGUGCCGACGAUGCGGAUGACGGCGCACUGCCGGUGGCAGACGACGGCGUGCUUGACGUGGCCUCGAUUGUGACGAGCGGCCAGACCAAGGAAUUCCUCGCCAAGAAGGACAAGGAGCGGUCGGAGCGAGGCCGCUUCGGUCGGCGCGGCAAGGACAAGGAGGCCGAGGCGGCCGCGGCACGGCCGGUUCGCCUACCCAACGCCAAGCGGGCGCGCGUUACCUUCCACUAUGAGGAGCUUGUCGAGGAAGAAGAGGAGGAGGACGAAGAGGCGCCUCUGCCGACCAGCAACGGCGUGCGCAACGAUGCGACGGGCGCCAACGGCAAAGGUCGCCACGAAGACGGGGAGGGUAGCGAAGAAGGCUCCGAAGGCGAGGGCUCGGAGAUGGACGAGGAUGAGGACGAGGAGGGCGAAGGGGACGACGACGCCGACGGUGCACCAAAGACAGACAAGACAGCGCAGGCAGACGCAGCGGUCGGCGACAAGGACAAGGAGGCCGACAAGCCCAAGGACGGCAGCGCAGCACGCAGCACAGAAGUGAAGGGCGAGGACACGCCGUCCGUCGCAGCACCAGCACCAGUGGCCGACAAGGCCGCAUCCGCGGACCAGCCGUCGGAGGAGAAGCCCAAGGAGGAGACCUCUGCUUCCACGGCCGACGCGGCCGAGAAGCCAAAGGCAGCCGAGGCGCCUGUCACGACAACAGAUGACAAGCCCGCCACGCCAAAGGCUGCGACCGAGGACGCCGUGAUGGAAGACGCCCCAACCGCAAAGGAGGAGACGACGGAGGCGGAUGCUGCCGCUGCCAAGCCCGCCGAGACCGAGACGCCAGCAACGACGUCGACGGAGCUGGUCCCCGCCACCCCGGCGGCGCCUGUGGUCGUGGAGGAGGCCCCCGUGGCCGUGGUCGAGGAGCUCAAGGGUCCGCGCUACAAGCGGCAGCGGCGCGACUUCGAGAUUGGUCUCGAGCGGUUUACGUUCGCGGACCGGUACGAGAUUGACCGCAUCGUGUCCACCAUCUACCGAGCCGUGCAGGGCAUCGAGGAGAUGUACAUGCGCCCGCCGUGCUGGGAGAACCUCGUGUUUGUUGGCAACGGCUGCCGCCUGCGCGGCCUGCGCGAGAACAUUCUGCAGACGCUGAACGCGCGGCACCUGAUCUCGCCGUCCACGGCGACCAUAUUCACGUCGGAGCUUCCUAGCAACAUGGGCACACCGUCGGGUACGGGGUCGCAGACGCCCACGGGCAGCUUCAACACCCCGCCGCACCAGCUGCCGACCUCGUCGUCGGUCAACCCGCUGCUGCAGGCCGCCACGACGGCGUCCCUGGCGGGCGCGCUACCGCCGGGCUCUGUCACGGGCGGCGGCCCUGGCUCGGCGGCGGGCGGCGAUGCCGGCGGCGCGCACUCGCACCAUUUCCACUCGCAGACGCCGACGGCGAUCAAGCUCGCGACGCUGCCGACGUACCUCGGCGAGUGGACCAAGAACGGGUUCGAAGAGGCCAUGUUCCUGGGCGCACAGGUCGCGGCGCGCCUGGCGUUCUGCGUGCACAACCUGGACGUGGCGGGUCUGGAGAGCCAGCGGCAGAUGAGUCUGACGCGCGUGGAUUACAAUGAACUCGGCCCCAAGGGCAUUCGCACGCAUGCCAUGCUGGGUUAG